CGCAUGAGUCCACACUUUGGAUCGAUUCCCAUCGGCAUCUCCUUAAACAUCAGGAGGAGUGACGGGAGGGUCCACCCUGCGGUCGUCGCUUCGGUCAACAAGAGUAACAACACCAUGAUGGUGGAGUGGGUCGAGAAGGGCACCAACAAGGGCAAGAAGGUCGAUCUAGCCACGGUGUUCCUGCUGAACCCCGGACUGGCCACUCCAGAAUACCCCCAGUCCUGUAGAAUCCAGUCUCCUCUGCCCUUGUCGGUGCUCUAUUCCGCCAAGGCCAACAAUACCUUGUCAAACCAUUGGGUGGCGCACCCUCAGAAGAACGACACGGCUUCAGGGGACAAUGCAAUGACCUUCAGUGAGCCUAUCCUGGUGAAGCAGAGAAAGUCACACUGCCUAAGGGAGAUCGAGAAACUACAGAAGCAGAGGGAGAAGCGGAGGCAGCAGCUGCUGGAAUUUCAGGCCAAGAAAGCCCUCAAUGUCAACGUGGCUAGUCCCAACUACGAGAUCAUGUGUAUGAUUCAGGAAUACCGAAGGCAAAUGGACUACUCCAAGAUGCUCAGCUCAGAAACCACAGACGACCACCGAAUCUGUGUCUGCGUACGAAAGAGGCCGCUCAAUGAGCAAGAGACCCUGUUGAAAGACUUGGACAUCAUUACCAUCCCCACUAGGAACGUGGUCAUGGUGCAUGAGUCCAAGCAGAAGGUGGAUCUGACCCGCUAUCUUGAAAACCACACCUUCCGCUUCGACCAUGCUUUCGAUGACACUGCCUCCAAUGAAUUUGUGUACCGAUUCACUGCCCAGCCGCUGGUGGAGAAUAUUUUCCAAAAGGGUAUGGCCACUUGCUUUGCUUAUGGUCAGACGGGCAGUGGUAAAACACAUACUAUGGGAGGGAAUAUUUCUGGAAGAAAGCAAGACUGUUCCAAAGGCAUCUAUGCUUUAGUGGCUGAGGAUGUCUUCUUAAUGCUCAAGAAACCCACUUAUGAGAAGUUGGACCUAAAAGUCUAUGGGACAUUUUUUGAGAUUUAUGGGGGCAAAGUCUAUGAUUUACUGAACUGGAAGAAGAAACUCAAGGUCCUUGAGGAUGCCAAGCAACAAAUCCAGGUUUUGGGACUGCAGGAACAGGAAGUGUGUUGUGUAGAAGAUGUGCUAAAUCUCAUUGAGUUAGGCAGCAGCUACCGGACUUCAGGCCAGACAUCUGUCAAUGCUCACUCUUCUCGGAGUCAUGCUGUGUUUCAGAUCAUCCUUAAAAGAAGAGGGAAAUUAUAUGGAAAGUUUUCCCUCAUUGACCUCGCUGGGAAUGAAAGAGGAGCGGACACAUGCAGAACCAGCAGGCAGAGACAGCUAGAAGGGGCAGAGAUAAACAAAAGUCUCUUAGCACUCAAAGAGUGUAUAAGGGCAUUGGGACAAAAUAAGUCUCACACCCCAUUCAGAGCCAGUAAACUGACACAGGUGCUUAGGGACUCAUUUAUAGGCCAGAACUCUUCCACCUGUAUGAUUGCUACAAUCUCUCCAGGACUGAGUUCUUGUGAAAACACACUCAAUACUUUAAGGUAUGCAAACAGAGUGAAGGAAUUAACUCUUGAUGCCAGGCUCUUAGGCUAUCUGCAUCCAUGUGGGCAUCAGGAGUCAAGGCUAUUAGAUAAACACAUGGUGACUCCGGCAGGAAACCAGGAGCAGAGUGAUUAUAAAAUAUUUUUACAGAGUGAGGAAGAAGAGGAUGAGGAAGAUGAAGAGCCCAUCAGAUCUUCAAAAUCAGACCAAAAAAAUUCAGUAUCAUACAAUGAAUCCAGUCAGUGGCUCAGAGCUUUUUUAGAGAUGGCAGAUGGAAUAAGCUAUGAUGUGGAUUUCUGUGCUGCCCAGUUAGAGUCCAUCUUGGAGCAGAAAAUUGUUUCUCUGAAAGAAAUCCAAGGAAGGGUGAAAUUAUUUCGGGAAAGCCUCCAGAAGGAAAAGCCUGGCAAUUGA
Messenger RNA from Dromiciops gliroides (monito del monte), 1959 nucleotides. RefSeq names its product kinesin family member 2B (gene KIF2B). Bases 4 to 1959 code for a protein of 651 amino acids. The record is from RefSeq and is a predicted model, not a curated record. The transcript has a single exon. Gene Ontology annotation, molecular function: microtubule binding; microtubule motor activity; ATP binding. NCBI's taxonomy places the organism in Eukaryota, Metazoa, Chordata, Mammalia, Microbiotheria, Microbiotheriidae. Gene Ontology annotation, biological process: microtubule-based movement.